This is a messenger RNA of Rattus rattus (black rat), 2894 nucleotides long. RefSeq names its product gasdermin A (gene Gsdma). NCBI's taxonomy places the organism in Eukaryota, Metazoa, Chordata, Mammalia, Rodentia, Muridae. The transcript is spliced from 12 exons. Gene Ontology annotation, molecular function: phosphatidylinositol-4-phosphate binding; phosphatidylserine binding; phosphatidylinositol-4,5-bisphosphate binding. The record is from RefSeq and is a predicted model, not a curated record. Gene Ontology annotation, biological process: defense response to bacterium; pyroptotic inflammatory response. Bases 91 to 1431 code for a protein of 446 amino acids.
UUCUCUCGACCUGUAGAAAGAACAAGUUCUGGUUCCUCACCACACACCCAGCUGACGGACAGGACCCAGCAUCACUCCCUCCCUGAGACAAUGACUAUGUUCGAGAAUGUCACCCGGGCGCUGGCUAGACAGCUGAACCCUCGAGGGGAUCUGACACCCCUAGACAGCCUCAUUGACUUCAAACGCUUCCAUCCCUUUUGCCUGGUGCUGAGGAAGAGGAAGAGUACACUGUUCUGGGGGGCCCGCUACGUCCGCACCGACUACACUCUCCUGGAUCUGCUGGAGCCUGGCAACACCCCCUCAGAUCCAACAGAUGGCGGGAACUUUAGCUUUAAGAAUAUGCUGGAUGCCCGGGUCGAGGGGGACGUGGACGUGCCGAAGACAGUGAAGGUAAAGGGGACCGCAGGCCUGUCACGAAGCAGUACACUGGAGGUGCAGACACUCAGCGUAGCUCCCAAGGCUCUGGAGAGCCUGCACAAAGAGAGGAAACUGUCAGCAGAUCACCCGUUCCUGAAGGAGAUGUGGGAUCGCGGGGAGAACCUGUAUGUGGUGAUGGAGGUGGUGGAAACCGUGCAGGAAGUCACUCUGGAGCGAGCUGGCAAGGCAGAGGGCUGCUUCUCUCUCCCCUUCUUUGCCCCACUGGGACUACAGGGAUCCUUGAACCACAAGGAGGCUGUAACCAUCCCCAAGGGCUGUGUCCUGGCUUAUCGAGUGAGACAACUGAUGGUCAAUGGGAAAGAUGAGUGGGACAUCCCACACGUUUACAAUGACAGCAUGCAAACCUUCCCUCCCGGAGAAAAGCCAGGAGAAGGGAAGUUCAUACUGAUCCAGGCAUCUGAUGUCGGGGAGAUGCACGACGACUUCAAGACAUUAAAAGAAGAGGUUCAGCGAGAGACUCGAGAAAUAGAGAAGUUGAGUCAAGUGGGGCGAAGCUCCCUACUCACUUCCCUCAGACAUCUCCUAGGAAAGAAGAAAGAGCUCCAGGACCUUGAGCAGACGCUUGAAGGGGCUCUAGACAAGGGACACGAAGUGACCCUGGAAGCACUCCCCAAAGAUGUCCUGCUGUCGAAGGAUGCUAUGGACGCCAUCCUAUACUUCCUUGGGGCUCUGACAGUGCUAAGUGAGGCCCAGCAGAAGCUUCUAGUGAAAUCCGUGGAGAAAAAGAUCCUACCACUGCAACUGAAACUGGUUGAAAGCACCUUGGAGCAGAACUUCCUGCAAGAUAAAGAAGGUGUCUUCCCCCUACGGCCUGACCUGCUCUCCUCCCUCGGGGAGGAGGAACUGACCCUAACAGAAGCACUGGUGGGACUAAGCGGCCUGGAAGUCCAGAGGUCCGGCCCCCAGUACACGUGGGAUCCAGACACCCUUCCCCAUCUCUGUGCCCUCUACGCUGGUCUCUCCCUCCUUCAGCUGCUAAGCAUGGGUUCCUAAUGCACCUUCUUGGCCUGCUUCCCUAACGCCUCCCAGCCUUACUGUGUGCUCUGUCUGUAACACUCAAGACACUACAGAACCUCCAGGCUGAAGAUAACUGAAAUGCCGGCUCCUCCAUGGUCACCAAGUUCCUCCUGCCUCACCAUCUCUCUAUCCCCUGCCCUCCAGCUCAGCACCCCCUAAGCCCAUCUCCUGAUGCUUAAAUCCUGAAGAUACAGAAUCAUUCAAACCCUUAUUACUUUGAGUCACUUCAUUAAAGGGGGGGAGGGGGCUGGGGUGGGAGUGUGUGGGGUAUACGACUUUAAUCCCAGCAUUCCUGAGGCAGAGGCAGGUAAAUCUCUUAAGUUCGAGGCCAGCCUGGUCUACAGAGUGAGUUCCAGGACAGCCAGAGCUACACAAGACAACCCUGUCUCAAAACAACAACAACAACAACAACAACAACAACAACAACAACAACAAAAACCACAUUCACUUCCCAUGCAUGUUUCCGAAAAAAAAUAUUAGCCAUUCAAGAAUGAAUGAAAAUAUUAUGUCAACCCUAGGACAAGCUGUCUUCUGGUUUUUCUGUAAAGGGAAUGGUUCAUUUGUGCCAGGUAAAGAAACAGACAUUACCCAUAAGCACAUGAUACUGCUCGCACUGUCCUCAGGCUGGUGGGGAAAAUGCUCCAGGAACUCAGAGGGUUAGAAUUCAGAGUGACUGCUUUACUUGAGAAGAUCAUCGAAGCAGUGUGACUUCACCGAAGAGCCCCUGUUCUCCAGCCAUGGUUGAGGGCUUGGGAGAGGGAAAGAGAGGUCUAGAGGACUAUGAUGCAAGCACAAAACAAAACAACACAUUUUCAUGUUGAUUAUGUAGAAAAUGGGGGCAGGAGAGGUGCUCAGUGGUUAAGAGCACUGACUGCUCUUCCAGAGGUCCUGAGUUCAAUUCCCAGUAACCACAUGGUGGCUCACAACCAUCUGUAAUGGGAUCUGAUGCCCUCUUCUGGUGUGUCUGAAGACAGCUACAGUGUACUCAUAUAUAAUAAAUAAUUAAAUCUUUUUAAAAAAAGAAUUAAGUAGAAAAUGAAGGUGAGAUCCUAUCUCAAAAAAAAAUUAAAUUAGAGGAAGAGGAAGGAGGGACACCCAAGAAUAAGACCUAAACCUUUUUUUUUUUUUUCUUUUUCUUUUUUUCGGAGCUGGGAACCGAACCCAGGGCCUUGCACUUGCUAGGCAAGCGCUCUACCACUGAGCUAAAUCCCCAACCCCAGACCUAAACCUUUAAACAGUGGUUUGAUCUGUGGGUCUUGACCCCUUCGGGAGGUCAAAUGACUCAGAGGCGUUACAUACCAGAUAUCCUGCAUAUCAGAUAUUUACAUUAUGACUCAGAACAGUUGCAAAAUUGCUAUGAAGUAGCAACCAAAAUAACCCUAUGGUUGGGGGUCACCACAGCACGAGGAACUGGAUUAAAGGGUUGCGGUGUUGGGAAG